CGUUCUUCGGCCCGACGGCGAUGGUCCUACCCGCGUGCGGCUAACGGCACUGACAGUUCUCACGUCCGCUGGAGUCCGCGGAACCGCCGACGCGACACCCGCGUCGAAUGGGUCGACCGGUCGGGUCGCUGUCGGUCGCGCGAUGAGCUGCGAGUGACUCGUGGGGCAUCCGCCGCGUGCAAGCGUAAUCAUCGAGCGUCGCGAAGAGGCCGAGGAAGAGACAUGCUGAGGUGCCGACGAGGAGCGGCCUCCCGCGGCCAGGUCCUCCUCCUGCGCCUGCUGCUGGUCUGCGCGCUCGUCAUCGCCACUCACCAAGAGGAAACGGCUCGGUCCUGGGACAAGCUCUCGCAGCUGAUACCAACGAAUUCGGUGUACGAGAAGCAAGACCGAAAUGCAUCGCCGUCCGGCAACGAGGCCGAUGCAUCGCUGGCGCAUUCGCUGACGGAGAACAAUGUGAUGGACACAUCGAAAUCGAAGGGGGGAGGCGAUCACGAGGAGGCGAUGGCGGCGGAGAAGGAGGAGAAGGAGGAGGAGAAGGAACCUAAGCUGACGUACGACGAGGAAUACGAAGAUGAAGAUAAGCACGAAGAGGAAGAGCUCGAGGAGGAGGUAGUGGAAGAGGUGGAGGAGGAGGAGAAGAAAGAUCCCCCUGAUACCGAGAAUGGCGCAAUGAAGAAAGAGAGAUCUCCGCCGGAAACCGGCAGCAAGGCGAAUAUUGAGGCGGGGGACAUUUCCAGGGAUGGGGAUUACCUCGAAGACCUCCCGACGAAUCAGGACGACAAUACGUAUUAUUAUUACGAUGAGUACGAAAACGGAAAUCGUUCCCGAUACGAUGCCGCAGAUGGCGAAAACCUCGACUACUUGGACACGGAAUCUGAAGAGGAGGACGUCACACCGGGAAACUCGUCAGGGGAAUCGGAUCAUGGCGUUCUGGAGAAGAGAGAUAAAGAAGUCUCGCACGAGUCGACUGUGUCCAAUUCGUCGCGAAUCGUCGAGGAGGAAGUCGGCAAUCCGAUAUCGUCGACGGAGCUGGAGAAAGGCUCGUCCAUGGAGGGCAGCGACAAAACGUUCACUGCGCUCGACGCAUCCGGAGAGACGGAGGAGCCUGAGAAUGUCUCCGCCGAGGUCAGUUCCAUUCUGAUAGGCGGUGCCGUGGUCUCCGUGGUGACCACGAAGAGCGUGGUGAACGGCACGAUAUCAGUGCCGACGACGGUCUCGCCGGCCACUACGGAGCAAGUCGCGCCGCCGCCGCCGUCGUCGUCGCCCUCGUUGAUCGAGACCGACGACACAACCGAGGGACAGCCGGAAGUGACCACGGAGGACUCCGCGAGAAUCCUGGCCUCCGUGCAAACCAGCCGCAGCGUAUCGGGCGCGCGCUUCCUGCCGUUCCCGGUGAUAGAUCGCGUGGAGCAGGUGGAGGCGCACGGCGGGUCGCUCGAGAGCAAGAAGACGUCGCAACCAUCGUCCACCGAGAGCAUCAUCGACAAGCUCGACUGGGCGCAGUCCAAGCUGUCCAGUGAUCUCCUGCCGGCGGCCAUCCUCAGUACCGGUGGCUUCCGAAACGCCGGCAACACGCUGCAACUGGACGUGCUGGCCGAGCGUGAUCGCACUACGACUACGACUGCGACUACGACGACGUCGACGACGACUCGCAGGAGCUUCACCACCACGGCCAAGGCACCGGUCAUCAGCAAAUUCAUACCACGACGUUACAAUGACAAAAGACAGGAGCACACCAGCACUACCGCGGCGAAGCCGCGAUUUGAGACCGUAGUCGACACCCUGGAAGGUUUGCUGCCUCGAAAUUACGUGUCGAGAGGAACCACUCCAAGUGCGGUUUCCAAGACAAAUUUCAGGCCUUUUUCAAAGCCAACGACGACCACGGAAGCAGCGGAGACAAAGACGUCACACACAUCGACGACACCACGAACGAAAUCUAAAGCCAGUAUUGCUGUCCAAGAUAUUAGCGCAUUCCUGCCGCAAGGAUAUAAGCUAAAGAAAGAAGAUGCAGCUGUCACGGAGAGUUCCCUCCUCAGCGAAAUUCUCGCCAAAUCUAAGGUCGAUAUUUCGUCUCUCUUACCACCUGGCUAUGACAAGAAGAAGAUCGAGGAAGAAUCCAAAUCAAAAGAUACAACAACGACAACGACUAUAACGACGACGACGACAGCGAAAAGUACAGGCCUGUCUCCGGAAAAGAUCACCUCGUCUAUCCAGGAUCUUUUCACGUCCUCCAAAAUCGAUAUCUCCGCCUUGUUACCCAAGGAUUACGAACAAAAGAAGAAGGACCUCGCUCCGGAGAGUAAAGCUACUGGUGACGCGAACAGCGAACAGAAUACGACGGUCACGGAACGAAUCGAUUCCGAGUCGCCUACCACGAAGAAAGCCGGCGGCUUGAAGAUCGUGUUUCCCAGCAGACCAGGCGGUCGCAAGCCGAUCCACAAAAUAACCACUCCGCAGACUCCACGUGGAGAUGGUUCAGGGACGGUAACGCCAAAAAUACAAAAAGGAUGGCCGACUCGAGCUACUACGGAGUUCACCGGAUGGCCAACUCCGUCCACUACGCCGAUCUCCAUCGAGAAGCUGCUAGAAGCAGCGCGCACGGCUACGGUAGCGUCGGUGAACAUAUCGCUUAUUCCCAGCACGAACGAGAUCUCGAGCACGUCGUCGACGUCGACGACGACGACGACACCAAGGCCGACGACUCCCGGCGUGUGCGACGACGAGUGCGAGGUCGCCGGCACGAUACGUAUCAUCGGGAACGCGACGUGGGUACCGGAACUGUUCGAUCGGAACACCCGCGAGUGGCAGGAGCUCGCGAAUCACGUGGAACGAGAGAUAAACUUGAUAUUCUCGAAAUCCAGCGUUUUAAAGAAAUGGUACAAAAAAAUAAGGAUCGACUCCUUCAGUCAGGGCAGCAUCCUAGUGGACUACUUUAUCGAGCUAGCCAAUGUACAACAGAAAGUAAACACACAGGAGUUAAAAGUGAUUUUCCACGACUCGCUCAAGACGUACAACGCUAGUCGGAAUGAAACGAGCACGAAAGUUCCACUGAAGAUGGGGAUUUUUACUAUCGAUCCCAAGUACACCGAUUUCGUAGUUAUACCUAAACUGAAUAUGCCGCAGUACAUCGAGAAGGAUGAUAGAUUGAUACCUCAGUGGGCAAUCGCAGUGAUAGUGAUAGGUGUCGGAGGUUUGCUGUUUAUUAUCGUGUUUGGCGUGUCUGUGCUCGUGAACAGGCAAAGCGGAUCGAAGCUGAAGCCGACCAUGUCCGCCAUUUACGACGAAGAGGUGGCUAAGCACACGUCGAGUCACAGAUCGAGCGACUACUCGAAACCGGUGCACACGAUAUGGACCGACCCCGACGUCUCUUGGAACGACAAGUCUUUCGAGUCGAAUUCUAACAAGAUUCUGGUCGAUAAGUCCUUCCAGGACAAGAAAUACAAUAUGUACGACAGUUGGCGAUCCGAGUGGAACGGUUAUUAUUACAAUCCCUCGCAUACGAGCAGCAAGUACGGUUACGACAGUACUACGAACCUGUCGAGCCGCCACCAUCCCGAUUACGACACGAAUUUCUAAACGGCAAUAAACUUCAAUUUCCUCUAUCAAUA
Messenger RNA from Wasmannia auropunctata (little fire ant), 3608 nucleotides. Its product is annotated as mucin-5AC. Lineage: Eukaryota; Metazoa; Arthropoda; Insecta; Hymenoptera; Formicidae. The coding region runs from base 223 to 3576 and encodes 1117 amino acids. The transcript is spliced from 10 exons. The record is from RefSeq and is a predicted model, not a curated record.